CCCAGGUAGUGAGGCAUUGUACAGGUGAGCACUCCAAUUCUCAUGUCGCCACUCUUCACUGCCUGAGGAUACUACUUCACAGCACCAGACAAAGGACCUGACAAAGUUUGUCCUUAAAGCAUGCUGACAGAGUUAGAGACGAGGGCUUAUGUGCCUGAGGUGAAGCUGGGUGGAUGUCGGGGUUCCUGGAGUGGGCUGGCCCCCUCGUCCUGCGCUGAGGUCGACCUCGAGGUCAUCGAGGAGUACCUGCAGGAGCAUUCGCUCGAGGUCCAACCCGCUCACACACCUUCAACAUCCAUGGCUGCUAACAUGGGUCACCAAACGCACGUUCACUCCCACCGGGACGCCAGGAUAAUAGAGAACAGCUGGUCGGGUCAGCAUCCGUACGAGUGGCGCUACGGCUGCCACACUCCAAACGAGGAAUACAAGGCGCCAACUCCACAUCCAGCCUGGCAGAGUCCACAAGACCAGUGGGAACACAUAACAUACUACGAGCCUACCAGUAUAUACAUUGAUUCAGACUCACAGUCAAGCAGUUCCCAGUACCAGGAUUACCAAGAUUCACCAUCACCACCCUCUGACAGAGGGGAGAGGAAGGACAGAAGUUUGCCUCUGGCACCACUAUCAGGAAAGAGGAAGGAGCGCCUGUUCCAGUUCCUGUUUGAGAUGCUACAGACUCCAUCAAUGAGGAGCUGCAUCUGGUGGGUCCAGUCCUCCUCUGGGACCUUUCAGUUCUCCUCCCAGAACAAGGAGAGCCUGGCGCAGCUGUGGGGUCGCCGGAAGGGAAACCGCAAGACCAUGACCUACCAGAAGAUGGCACGGGCACUAAGGAACUACUCACGGACUGGAGAGAUCCACAAGGUGAAGAGGAAGCUCACAUACCGCUUCGAUGAGAAGACACUGAAAGGCCUACAAGGAGAAAGCAAAUUAGAGUAGCUAGUGUGUCAAAAAGCUCACAUCAGAAAAUCAUUGGACUCAUGUGACAUAUUUUGUGCAGAUUCUAACUAUAAGGUAUUUUAAUGACAAAUAAAUACUAAGUAUUUGAAAGGCCAGCGCAUUAACUAUUGACAGUCGGAGCUUUGUAUAGAUACAACAGUGGUGUGUCAGAAGACUGAUGAAAGUGAUCCAUGCAAAUUUCAGGCUGUGAAUGAGAGGUCAGCUGGCAAACACCAAGUAAAUCUAAAAGAUUAUGACAUAUUCUCUACUUUAUAAGUAGAAUUUAAAUCCGUCUCUUAAUAAAAGUUGUUUUUCCUCUGUUUUGUGAUUUUGUGUUGCAGGUAAUGAAAAUAUGUGCGUAAAUGUGCUCUGUUUGUGUCAAAAUAUCUUGUUCAAGAUAAAAUAAAAUGAAAAAGAGCAGAAAAAAGUCUUUUUUUUUCUCUCUGUCUAUGUACACAAACAAAGAUGCCUUGUGAAGAGCAGCUUGUUGAGAUAAACAUUAAUGUGCUUGAAGCAAGCCCACAUACACAGACUUACUGUACCAGGGCAGAUACAGGCAUGUGACCAUAGCCAAAAUUCUAUGCAAAACAAGCAUGCAUUAAAAACUGCCACAGCAAACAGACCUGCUAAUCAGUAACAUCCAAAAAACACCCUCACAACAAUAAACGCACACACGCAAACACACGCCCACACACACGUAAACUGAGCAAGGUGUACAGGCCAAGAAUUACUGUCAUAAAGUUUCCAAUAGCAAACUAACUUGGUUUCUUCAUAGAGAUUUUCAACCAUUUUUUAUGUUUCUUUUAAGAAUAAGUGUUGUGACGAUUUCUUCUGGUGUUACAUCCAUGAAUUUGCAAACCAAAGCAGUUUUCUGAUCUCACAUUGAUCAUUGAUAGAAUUUUUAGAUAGUCA
Molecule: messenger RNA, 1848 nt
Organism: Xiphophorus maculatus (southern platyfish)
Lineage: Eukaryota; Metazoa; Chordata; Actinopteri; Cyprinodontiformes; Poeciliidae
Product: transcription factor PU.1-like
Exons: 6
Coding region: 121-936 (271 amino acids)
Biological process (GO): regulation of transcription by RNA polymerase II; cell differentiation
Cellular component (GO): nucleus
Molecular function (GO): sequence-specific DNA binding; DNA-binding transcription factor activity, RNA polymerase II-specific
Source: RefSeq, a predicted model, not a curated record